GUGAGGAACCUGCAGAAGACAGGGCUGCAAACGUCUUUCUCUAUAGGGGAAGGCUCUGACGCUAGGCCUUAACGCAGGCGCCACCACCACCUCCUUUCUCUGUGAGGGCGCGGCUUUCUCCUGACCCGGGAACCGAAACAAGCUAGUUGCUGGGGAGCCGGAAGCGUCUGAUCCGGGCGUGCAACAAGAGGCAGUGCUGUGCGCGAGAGCCGCUUCGGGGCGGUUGUCGGCUCCGUGACGUGAAGAGCUGUGCUGGGUUGCAAGCUGAAUGGCAUGAACUUGGCUUGGGAGAGCCGCCCGCUGAUGCUGUUGCCUGCCCAGGGCUAAGUGUGCCUGCCCCUUUCAGUAGAGCUGACACUCGCAACAAGCCAUUCCUCUUUCCUGGCAUUUCUCUUUCAAGCCCCGCUAUCUCGCUAUGGGAGCCGAGCAGAGCACAGAUGCUGAAAAUCGGCCUCAUGAUCCGAAUACAUCAUCAUCUCCGUCACCAGCCAAACAGAGAGCUAAAAUGGAUGAUAUUGUUGUGGUGGCACAAGGGACACAAUCAUCGCGGAAUGUCAGCAAUGAUCCAGAUGUCAUUAAGUUGCAGGAAAUUCCAACUUUCCAACCCCUUUUGAAAGGUCUUCUUAGUGGACAGACAUCUCCUACCAACAUUAAACUUGAGAAACUAGACUCUCAGCAAGUUCUACAGCUCUGCCUCCGGUACCAAGACCACCUUCACCAGUGUGCGGAAGCUGUUGCCUUUGACCAGAAUGCUUUAGUCAAACGGAUCAAAGAGAUGGAUCUUUCAGUAGAAACCCUCUACAGCUUAAUGCAGGAACGCCAGAAAAGAUAUGCCAAAUAUGCUGAGCAGAUCCAGAAGGUCAAUGAGAUGUCUGCCAUCCUCCGCCGCAUCCAGAUGGGCAUCGACUUGACCAUUCCCCUGAUGGAGAGGCUGAAUAGCAUGCUGCCUGAGAGCGAGAGACUGGAGCCAUUUAGUAUGAGCCCUGACAGGGAGCUCAAGCUGUAGGUUUCUGAUACAACAGUCUCCAGUCAACUUUUCCUGGACCCUACUUGAUAAGGAACUUACUUGGAACAUGCUUCACACGCUAAAGUGAAUAGGAGAGAGGUGCUGCUUCUGUGUUAGGUAAGAAGAGUGUUUGGCUUGCAGGGACACAGCAGCUUGGAAUAAAACACCAUUUGGAGCAUACAAUUUUCUUACCUUCCCUAUCCCAUCUACUUACCACCACUUGCCUCCACCCAGCAAAAUGUUGCUUUAACCAGGUUCUGACUUAAAUCUUCACAUCCAUCCACUACUGCUGUGGUUUAAAUCUGUUUACAUUCAGGGAACCCUUUAUGCACCAGUUUGCUUGUUGACAAAUCCCUUCAAGCUGCAGAGGAUUCUGGGGCAUGUUCUAAUCCAGUAAGAUUGAUAAUUGGCAAACAAACUGCCUGGAAGAGCUUCACUGCCAGUGACAGCCUUCCUCUCUGACAAAUAAGGAUUCUGCGAGUAACAAUUACAGCACACAGAGGAUGAUGAAAAAGCAGAGAAGACAGGAAGUUUAACAGCCGUUGUUCUAGAGCAAGAGUGGGGAACCUCCAACCCACAUGCCAGAUUUGGCCUGGCAUGAGCUCCGGUUUGGCCUACAAAACCGUUUACCCCAAACCACAUCCACCUGCCCUACACCUGACAUCAUUUGUGACAUCAGGUGUGGGGCAGAUACACAGCUGGAUCGUCUGCACAACUCAGCUCCCCAUGUGCAAUUUGAUUGCACAGCCAAUCCCUGCAAAAAGCAGGGCUGAACUCAGGUCCCAUCAGCCGGAUUGGCUGCAUGCCCAAGUUCCCUGUGGGGAACUUGAUUGUGCAGCCAACCCCUGCAGAAAGUAGAUUUCAGCCUCUUAGGCUGUGGUUAGUAAGUACCUGGCAACCAGCUGGCUGUUGGGUGCACAGGAAGUGCUAUGCAAGCAACUAAUAGGUGGGUUGCUUGCCCGCUUGUCAGAUUUGGCCUGUGAGGGUGAGAACAGAUAGCUGUCUGGCCCACUGGGCCAAAAAGGUUUGCCACCCUUGUUUUAGAGCAUACAAUCAGUCAUGUGAAAUAUGGACCGAGCCUGUUGAUGCUUGCCAACUUCUCCAGCCCAGCACUAUUUCAAGAGGAGAUCAGCAGUAGCAGAUAAACGGUCUUUCAGGGAAUCUUGUCCUCCAUUGUUGACCACCUCAUUGAGGACUGCUGAAGUUUCUGAGAAUCCCCAGGGUUCUCCAUAAGACAAACUGUGUGCCAAGAGCAGUGGUGUUCAUACACCCUUGUUUAAACCUCAGCUGGAUAGUUUCAUCAUAGAGCCUUGAGGACCAGACUGGCUGAUUGAAAACUGGAUAGUGUACUGCCUGGGCUUUUAGGAGGGGAAAGGUUCAAUAAUCACCUUUUGGUUUAUUUAAGUGAUAGUUAGCUUUUACAAUGUUCUCUGCUCUUAGAAAUGUCCAUAAUCUUUUUGUUGUCGCUAAAGCUGAGUGCGUAAAUCCAGAAGUAAACCCACAAUGUAAUUUGGUUUGUGUGGCAAAUGUUUCCGUUUUGAGGUCUUGUCUACCUCUCCUCCUAGAGGUUUUUGUUUGAAAUUGGCUUCUAAUUUUACAGGGCUAUUAAAUGUGUAACUACUUGAGCUAUUUGACCACCACAGCUUUGCAGGCACCAGAGCUAGAGUCUCCUAUGUAGAAAUGAGGGUUUAGGUUAGUGUCUUUCUCUCCCUCAGUCCUCAAACUACUUGUUUUCUCCGAGACUUUCUGAAUGAAAGGAGUACCUCCCUCUGCUUUUGUAUUGAUUUGCUUUGCCAAAAGAUUCCUGCCAGGAUUCAUCAAGCCACUUCAUGAGGAGGAAAGGUCAUGUUUAGUCCACACCCUAAGGAUGUUGUAAAACCUGCCAAGCUGAGAAAGGUUAGUUCAUAUCCUUUUUUCUGAAGGCACUUUGGAGGUGUGCCGUAAAAAUGCCACCUUGCCAUUUGCAUCUCCAAAGAUGGCUGCUUUGUAUUUUCAGUUCAGGGGCAAGUUUGGACUGAUGUCUCUUGCUCUGUAAGUUCAGUACAGCUUUGAAGCUCUGCUGUCACUAGAAUUGUAAGGGUUAUGGAGACUAUACUAGAGAUGCUUUCCGUAUUUAAAACAAAUAUACCUUCUGGCAAGUGCCAUCAGCACUUCUGUAUGUAAUCCACUCAGUUUUAGUCCAAGCCUACGUAUAAUACGCUAAUGUGAAAAAUACUGCUGUAUUCUUCAGUGUGUAUGCAGUUACCUACCCAACUGGAGCAAUCGUUUUGUUUUCCUUAUGCCCUUCCUUUGCUGGUUGGGCCCAAGGAAUCCGGAGACUGUCAGACUAUCCAUUUUUCUACUGGCGUACCAGAUCUCCCUCUUAUCUCCAAGUCUUGGAAGAAAGGCAUAGAAAGCUGCUUUUAUAUGCCUAUAACUACUGGCCUGAGAAAAGUAUCCAGGAGGGGAAAGGGAAGAAACAAUACUCAUCUCUGUGGUAAAAGGAUUUAAUUUGAGGAUGGCCGCUGGAGAAUGGGCUCCUGAUGGAAAAGGAAGGAAUUGAAUUGUCAGAUAGCAACUGCAUUGCUCCCAGGCUGAAGAAGUGACUGGCAAAGUCUGUCUCAUAUAGUUCUUACUACUGCAGAUACCUCAGUGUUUCUGAGGCCUUUAACACACAUUCAGUGGUGAGGGAAACCACUCCUCAGGAGGACUGCUCUUCCCCCUGAAAAGGAGAAGCAAUACCUAGAUCAGAAUAAAAGGAGUGAGGGUCUUCUCAAACAGUUCUAUGACUGGAAAAAAUGUCUAAUAGUCUAAAAAGGGUAAUACCUUACUGUCAGAAAUGACUAUGAAUAGUAGGAAGGCUUUUGCUGAAAUACUUAAUUAGUCUCUGUAGAAAGACUCUGGCUGAAGGCCAGGGACAGAGUGUUUCCUGAGGCAAUUAGCACUCUAGAAGUUCCAUGCUGUGGCCUAUGCAUGAAGUAUCUUAUUUUAAGGAACACCUUAUGCCAUAUAAGACUCUCUCUUAGAUCUGCAUCAGAUCCUUUAAAAAGCAGCCCCUCAAGUAUGCAAUUCCUUCCCUUUGAAGUUGGGUUGGCACACGCCUGCCCUCUCCUCUCCUCAGAGGGAAGCAUUGUGGCUUUUUUGUUUGAUUUUACUGGAUAGUUUUGGAGUUUUGACACUGUGCCAUUGUUUUAUCUAUUUGCUUCCUGCUUUGUUUUGUUGGCGCAACUGCAUAUUAAUGUUAAAUUAAUUGUGUUGAUAUCUUAAUUUUAUUGUUGUGAACUAUUUUGAGAACAAUUAUGGUUGAACUCAGAGUAUAAGAAUGGUAAAUAAAUAAUACACAAUCCCAUAUGGGGAGACCAAA
This is a messenger RNA of Rhineura floridana, 4349 nucleotides long. RefSeq names its product BLOC-1 related complex subunit 5 (gene BORCS5). Gene Ontology annotation, biological process: organelle transport along microtubule; lysosome localization; positive regulation of anterograde synaptic vesicle transport. Gene Ontology annotation, cellular component: synaptic vesicle membrane; cytoplasmic side of lysosomal membrane; BORC complex. Bases 416 to 1006 code for a protein of 196 amino acids. The record is from RefSeq and is a predicted model, not a curated record. The transcript has 4 exons. Lineage: Eukaryota; Metazoa; Chordata; Lepidosauria; Squamata; Rhineuridae.